CAAGUCAGAUCCCCCAAACAUCUGGAGUUACAUCAAGGGAGGAGGUUGGCACUCAGCCUGCUGAUGAUGCUGGUACGUCCACCAGGCCGUCCACAAGUUAUUACCCACAAGAAAGUGGAGCCAGCAUUGGAAACACCGGCACAGUCAGCGGUUGCCAGAACCCUAUCAUUAUUGGUCAAAAUAUCAUUAAUAUCAAUUACAACUCGCCGUUGGAGGGACCAGGAAGUGGGCCACUACCAUCAACAGGUCCUCAGCGGAUAAGAUUAAACCCACAGAAUGCUGGCACAGGAACCUGGGAUCUGAACUCGUGUCAGCAACAGCUAAAAAAGACUUACAAGACAACAGAUCGCAUCUCUAAACACCCCACCUGCACCAUCGAUCCUCUUCAUCGUGUGGCAGUUGAUGAGUUGUAUACAGAGUUACUUCUGUGUCAAGAUGAUUAUACAGAGGUGCUUAAGGAAACGUUGGGGAAAUUGAAAAUUGAUAAAGCUAAAACAAAACCAUUAGACUCUUUUGCUGACAUGUUAGAUGCCAAAAAGAUUAAGGAAUUAUUAAUUAUUCUUUCAGGUGGAGCUGGACAUGGCAAAUCAACUAUUUUAAAGAAAAUCGUAGAUACUUGGGCAAAACGUGACUUAUUUUCCAAUUUCAGGCUUUUAUUCUUUCUCGAUUUAAAACAUAUGGAAAAGCCCUGUGUCAUUGAUGAAAUUUUAAGCCAAUGUUUUCCGCGAGAUAAACGGCCAGGUCGCGAUGAUUUAAUCAGGCUUAUUACUGACAACCAAGAGGAAAGUGUGUUCGUAUUGGACGGUUUAGAUGAACUUCGACCCGGUUUGCUCAAGUCUAAGGGGAAUACGGAGAAUGGUACAUUCUGUCUCUAUAACGUAUUGCAUGACAAGGUUUUACAAGACAGUCGCGUGCUGGUGGCAACACGGCCACAUAUGGUAGAGCGUCUUCGGAAAGACAACCAGAACUAUGCUCUCGUUCAUACAUCAGGUUUCACACCCGAAAACACCGAUCAGUAUAUCAGGAAGCAUUUCACGGAUGAUAGGAAAACUGAAGGAGACGGAUUAAUUGAAUGCUUACAAGGAAAGGAACUGUUGAAGAAUAUGGCACGCAUUCCACUUCUUUGUCAGAUAAUGUGCAUAGUUUUCGGUGACGAUGGUAAAUUGUCCGACCGUUUAACAACAUUGUACGAAAGAUUCACGAGGGUUCUUGCAAUGCGCCGCUGUCAAGAAAAUGAAAAUUGGGAGAAUGAGUUGGAUUCUGAACUCAAAAACCUCGGAAAGGUUGCAUUUGAAGCAUUAAUUGAAGGACAAAAUCAGUUGGUGUUGGAGUUUGGUGACCGUGAAUCUGUCUUAGAUACGUCUGCAUCUGGAGAGAGUGGCUUCAUACAACUAGAAAGUUACACAACUAGCAGCUUUGCUAGGAAGACAAUAGUCACAUUCCUGCACAAGACCUUUCAGGAGUUUAGUGCGGCUUACUUCUUUGCGCACUUGUAUGACGAGAACAAAGAGGAGUUUCAUGAGAGGUUGAAUCAGAUCAAUCCAGACAAUGUCCGUGCAAUGGAAUAUCUGCUUCGGUUUGCAUGCGGCAUAUCAUCGGGGUCUCAAGCUACUUCGCUUAUUCUGGAGCAUGUACAAAAACAACGCAACAAGGAAGAAUUGUUUCACAAGGUUAAACUGCAGCUACGAGGAAGGAGUUACGAGGAAGGAGUGGGUAGCGAGGAGGGAUCUCGGGACGGGGGGCAAUCGAGUGGCGAGGAAGGAUUGAUUGACGAAAAAGGACCGAGUGGCGAGGAAGGAUCGAGCGAAAAGGAAAGAUUGAAUGUCGAGGAAGGAUCGAGCGAAGAGGAAGGAUUGAGAGACGAGGAAGGAUCGAGUGUCGAGGGAGGAUCGAGUGAUGAGUUAGAACUGACAAUCGAUCAAAAACAGAAUCUUACCCGCCUAAUGCUGUUUGAGUCUGGUUGGACCGAACUGGCUGAUAAGCUAGACCGACCAACUGAAGCGAAAUGUGAUGGUCAGGAGGAUCUGUUAGCAAUGCGCUAUUACUUGCAGCAUCUCUCGCAGCCACUAGUAGAACUCUCGCGCUUAACUGUCUACUGCACAUCGCAUGAAGAAUUGGCGCCGUUGAGCGAAAUUUAUAGCCUACAACAUGGUAAAACUACACUAUUCAUUUAUUUGAAUGUCACCUGUAGAUUGCAUGAAUGGCUGAAGCUGCUGGGGGAGAAACUACCGAUUGAUAACAUCAGGUCCAUCAGAAAAAUUUGGGUGUAUGUCAUUUACAGCGUGUCGGAAAAAGCGGACGAGGACAUGGAGACAACUGCAGAGGUGGUUGAGAGGUUUCAUGAUCAAAUAGAGCUUGAACUGGAUAUUGUUGACCUAUCUCACGUUGAUGAGCGUGUGUUAGGAUCCCUGUCUCGUGUAUGCAAGCAGAUCCGUACGAAAGUCACGCUGUGGCAGAGAACGUAUGAUGACGUCAUUAGACUAGCGAAUGCACUGGCUGGUUGUGAUAAGUUGCUAGAAGUAUAUGUGAGGCGUACCAACCUUCACGGCCAUCUGGCUAGUAUAGCCCCUCUUGUUUCUCUAUCCCUGUAUUCGUUGGAAUUAGACUCAUGUGGGCUGAAUGAUGAUGACGUCCCUGACCUGAUCAGCAUCCUCUCUGCCGGGCAUGGUUUGAGGGCAGUUAGUGUUCAUGGCAAUGCAUUCAGUGUGGUUGGAGUGGAGACUCUUACUGCUCAUCACAGGAAUCUGCCUAAACUACGCACGUUUUUGCUUGAAUAAAAAGGUCACGAUGCAGAGCGUGUCAAGCAGCUGGUCAAGCAAAAUCUUCCAAAUGUCGACUUAUUUUAUUUAAAUGAUACAAACAAAUAAAAUUAACUUUUUGAUUUUCGUACCAGUUACAUCACCAACAUUGCCAAUUGGGCCUUUGGACUAUUUCACACGAAUCUCCAAAUUAGUAUUGUUGCCGUCAUCAUUACAUGUCAUCAUCAUCGUUAUGUUUCUAUGUAAAUCACAACAAGACACACAUUCCGUAAAAAUACACACUGAGAUAGGCGCGGAUCCCGGGGGUGGAGGUUGAAACCCCCUCCCUGCUCUGACACACAAACAGAAAAAUAUAACAAAUAUAGUAAUAUAAUUACAUAUACAUGUAUGUCUGCCUAUCUGCAACAAUCGGACAUACAAAAAAUGUGAAGGCCAAGACUCCCCCCCCCCCGCAAAUACACCUGGAUCCGCCCCUGUUGAUAAGUAUUACAAACUAACAUUAGGUGAAGUACAUCGCGUAUCAGACAUUUUGUUCAGCGGAUUUGGCGUAAUAUCGAAUGCAUUGGCGUUAAUUACAAUAGAACAC
Molecule: messenger RNA, 3345 nt
Organism: Patiria miniata (bat star)
Lineage: Eukaryota; Metazoa; Echinodermata; Asteroidea; Valvatida; Asterinidae
Exons: 4
Coding region: 522-2777 (751 amino acids)
Source: RefSeq, a predicted model, not a curated record